Molecule: messenger RNA, 603 nt
Organism: Helobdella robusta
Lineage: Eukaryota; Metazoa; Annelida; Clitellata; Rhynchobdellida; Glossiphoniidae
Exons: 5
Coding region: 1-603 (200 amino acids)
Biological process (GO): regulation of transcription by RNA polymerase II; protein localization to plasma membrane
Cellular component (GO): nucleus; cytoskeleton; neuron projection
Molecular function (GO): protein-macromolecule adaptor activity; transmembrane transporter binding; RNA polymerase II-specific DNA-binding transcription factor binding
Source: RefSeq, a predicted model, not a curated record
AUGCAUUCUUACGUCUACUUUUUAUUCAUGUCGGAGGUGAGGCGAAAUUUCUUGAGGGCAGCUCGUUCAGGCAACUUGGAAAAGGUUCUGGAAUAUCUGCGGAACAAAACUGACAUUAACGUUUGCAAUGCUAAUGGGAUGAAUGCGUUGCACCUGGCUGCCAAGGAAGGACAUGCCACAAUCAUUUCAGAACUCGUUAACAGGGGAGCUGCUAUCAAUUCAGUAACUAAGAAAGGUAACACAGCUCUCCAUAUUGCUUCCCUGGCAGGCCAGAGAGAGGCCGUUGAGACAUUAGUGAAACUUGGAGCAAAAAUCAAUAUACAAUCUCAGGUUCGUAUUUACUCUUUCAACUUCCAUUCAGAAACUGUCAAGCACUUCAUUAUUUCCAUCUUUAAAUACCGAUUUGUUCUGCUUAAUGAUAAGCAUAAGCAUCAAGCUUAUUUAGAACAAAGAAAACUAAAAAUAUUUGAACAUUUUGUUGUUUAUGCCUGGUUGAAUUGUAACAAUGUUGUGGUUUUCAUCUUCUACUUGCUUCAUGCUCAUCCAAAAAAUAGUUUCACUAUAAAAUUAAUAUUAUUUCCGAGAGUACCUGCCAAUCAUUGA